Molecule: messenger RNA, 2708 nt
Organism: Poecilia reticulata (guppy)
Lineage: Eukaryota; Metazoa; Chordata; Actinopteri; Cyprinodontiformes; Poeciliidae
Gene: wscd1b
Product: WSC domain containing 1b
Molecular function (GO): sulfotransferase activity
Source: RefSeq, a predicted model, not a curated record
ACAAAACACACACACACACUCUCUGCCGCGGCAGCCUUUUCAGGGCGACAGAGAGCAGCGCUGGCUCGUCCGCUCUCAGAGUCCCUGUGUGUUUAAGUGUGUGUGUGUGUGUAUGAGAGAGAGAGAGAGAGAGAGAGAGAGAGAGAGAGAGAGAGAGAGAAAGAGAUGGAGAUCUUGCAUAACAGCAGAUGUGGGAAAUACUAAACAGCCCAGCGGACCUUCACAUGCCGGACAACAAAGCCGUGGGAGAGAAGCGAUCGGAAGGUUCUUUCUGGAUUCAUAAAUCCCACCUUUUUUUUUUUUUUUUUGUCUCCCACUGCUGCUGCUGCUGUUGACAACAACAUGGACCAACAUAGACACACAAGCUCCAACGCUCUGCAAAAUUUUGGAGUGCUCCUCCGGAUCUUCUUGGUCAACCAUUUAAUGGCCUUUGACUGAAGUGGGAGGCAGUGAACUGAGCAGGUAUGGUGGUGCCCCUCAGCAAGCUGCACUGUCUCUUGAAGAGAGCCCAGAUGCUGCUGCUCUGCCUUGGCAUCGCCUACCUGAUGGCAGGCAGCAUCCUCCUCCUGCAGCGCUCCACCAUCCGGGCGGCUCAGCUCAACCCCCCCAGCCUGCCGCCCCUGCUGUCUCUCGUCGCGCCUCCCGCUGCCCUCAGGGCGGCGGGCAUGGGCAUGAGGGCGCGUUCCAGAUGGGCCGCCGUUCAGGCCGUGUCCGGCGGAGGAGUCAAAGCGUUGCGAAGCUGGCCCGGCUCCCGCGGCCUCGGGGUCCAACACUUACACCGCCGCUGGUUUCACAGUCUGCUGCCAGAGAAUCCGGAGCAGAAAGUGUCUCAGCACAGGAGCAGCAGACACAAAGGAACCUACAUGGGCUGCUUCCUCCAUAACGCCAGCGAUCGGGCCCUGGGCGGAACCAUGCUUUAUGACCUGCGCAAAAUGACCAGCUCCCUGUGUCAGGACACCUGCUCGGAAAGUGGAUACCAGUUUGCCGGCCUGGAGUACGGCGCUGAAUGUCACUGUGGGAACCGGAUCAGCAGCCCGCAGGCUCCGGAGGAGGACUGCAGCCUGGUGUGCCGGGGCGAGAGGGGGUCUCCCUGUGGCGGCGUGGGCCGUCUCUCCAUUUACAAGGUGGAGGAGCAGCUGCCAGGUCACAGAAAAUUCAGAAACGUUCACCACCGCGGCUGCUUCAAGCUGACGAACGGCACCGUCGGCGCCUUCCCCAUCCACUCCGUUCAGCCCAACCUCACCGCUCAGUCCUGCAUCGAGACGUGCACCGAUAAGGAGCUCCCCCUGGCUGUGUUGAAGAGACCCCACUGUUUCUGCACCUGGACGUCGUCUCUCUUCGACAUCAACCAGCAGUCGGACGAGCAGCGGUGCGCAGACAGCGGCGCCCCGAACCGCACGGCAACAUCCGCGUCCACGGCCCCGCCGGAGAGCGGCCACUACCAGGUGUAUCACACCCCCGUCCUCGACUCCAGGUGCAAAGAGAGAAUGUUUCUGCCUCAGAGAUCCUCCUCCCUGGUGGCGCUCUCCAGUUUUCCGGGCGCGGGCAACACCUGGGUCCGACACCUGAUUGAGCUCGUGACUGGAUACUACACCGGCAGCUUCUACUUCGACGGCAGUCUCUACAACAGAGGCUUCAAAGGGGAGAAGGAUUACUGGAAGAGCGGCCGCAGCGUCUGUGUGAAGACGCACGAAAGUGGCCAGAAAGAAAUCGAGAUGUUCGAUUCGGCCAUCUUGCUGAUUCGAAACCCUUACCGCUCUCUGAUAGCUGAAUUCAAUCGCAAGUGUGCCGGACAUCUGGGCCACGCCACCGAGGCGCAGUGGGACAGCAAAGAGUGGCCAGAGUUUGUCUCCAGCUACGCCCCCUGGUGGGCCUCCCACGCUCUCAGCUGGCUGAAGUUUGGACAGCGCCUCCUGGUGGUGCACUACGAGGAGCUGCAGAGAGCCCUGCUACCCCAGCUGCGACUGGUCGCCGCUUUCCUAAACGUCUCCAUCACCGAGGAGAGGCUGCUGUGCGCGCAGAGCAACCAGGACGGCCACUUCAAGCGUCCCGGGGCCCAGAGGCCCGCCUUUGACCCGUUCACUCCUGACAUGAGGCGCAUGAUCGACUCCUUCAUUCUCACGGUUGACCAGGCGCUUCAGAGCAGGAACUUUAGUGGUCUUCCACAGGAGUACCUCCCCAGAUGAUGGUGGGUAGACUCUUGAAUGACUGCGUCUCCCUUGGGUUUGAGGGGGACGAAGGUUUGCAGCUCAUUCUCAGGAGGAAGCAGGAACGGAUCGGCUGAAGAUAGUGGACCAAGUGACUCUUUGACAAGCCGGGUCACAAAACAAAACAAACAAAAAAAAGCAUGACAGCUCACUGAGAAAUCCAACAGAGAGUAGUUGUUGAAAAGUGCAAGGCCUUGACCUUUUCACUCAAGAGAAGAUUCGACAUCAACUGUUGACCUGAAGAAGGGUCAGGGUAAGCCGGGUUUCCCACUGCCAGACUAUGGAUGUGCUCAUGCAGGUUCAGCCCACAUCCUCGCGUUCGCCAGCAUAGCCAGAUGUACUAAUACACAGAGGAGAGAGACUGAAUUUCCUGACAGAGGAAAAGACCUCAGAAGUGUCACGUGUGAUCGUACGGACUCUCUGUGGGAGACGAGAUCGGCUGAUCACAAAACUGUUUGAAUUUCUAUGAAGAUUUGAUGUCAUUAAAGAUUUGAAGCGAGA